Molecule: messenger RNA, 6692 nt
Organism: Haliotis rufescens (red abalone)
Lineage: Eukaryota; Metazoa; Mollusca; Gastropoda; Lepetellida; Haliotidae
Product: peroxisomal membrane protein 11C-like
Exons: 4
Coding region: 160-885 (241 amino acids)
Biological process (GO): peroxisome fission
Cellular component (GO): peroxisomal membrane
Source: RefSeq, a predicted model, not a curated record
UCGAUAUUGUAAACAGGCGCCCCUGCGCUCGCGAGCUGAACUUUAGACUUUUGCUGGAAAGUUUUCAAAGCGAGCAGCGAUUUAUCCAUGUGUCAGCAUUUUCUGUGCGAUGUGAUUUAGUGACACUAUUCGAGAACAGUUUCCUGCUAACCGAACAAAAUGUCACUGCUUGUGGACUGUGUGAAAUUCAUCGAAACGUACCGAGGCCGCGACAAGAUCAUCCGGCUAUGUUCUUACGCAGCAAUGUUAGUCGGUGGGGACAACACGUCUCCCAUCUCCGAGAAGGCACGUGUGAUCGGUCGCGAGUUGAGCGCAUGCAGGGUGAUACUUCGCCUGUUCGAUGACCUGCCAAUGCUAGCGUAUAACCUUCAGUACGGACUUGGCAGCAAGGAGAAGAACCCGUGCCUACGUGUGUGUGAACUAGGCUCGAACUUGGUCAACCAGCUGUACUACCCCAUAGAGCACAUUGCCUGGUGUGCCGACAAGCAGCUCCUCACCAUCAAGUCGGGCAGCUUCUGGCUGGCGGGACUCAUCCUGUGGGCCAUCUCCCUCACGCUGCAAGCCGUCAAGUGCUUGCUGACCAUUGCCAGGUUAAAGCGUUCAGCCAACAGACUGAAGAAACAGAGGUAUCUUGAUGGGCAAGACCAAUAUUAUGAGAACUCCGAACAGCGGGAAGAGUUGUGGUUGCAGCUGCAUGGUGUGCAGGCUGACAUCUUCAGCCAGUACCUGCUCCUGCUUCAGUCGAUGGCCGACCUCCUCAACGCCAUCAACUGGCUGCCCAAGGGAUGGCUGUGGGGGGGGCGCUUUGGUGCUGCCAAGUCGGGGCUGUUCGGCCUCGCCUCCUCUCUCAUCAUGCUGUUCCGACACUGGUAUUCCCGGUCCUGAUGACUGCUCGUCCUUAUCUAGCAGAGAUGCUACCAUUACAAUAUUGAAGCACAUUCCACGAAUACGAUUAUGUGAAAUAUAUUACGAAUUAUGUGAAAAAACAUUUCCUGUAAUUAAAACCUACAGUCGUUUUAAUAAUAAUUAUUUAUAAUGUUAUUAACCAAUUAAUAGUAUAUUUUUCUGUUUUGGCAUAGAAAGGUUUACAUAUUUCAAGGAGUUUUAAUAUGUGAUGCAAAAUAUUAUUUUUUUCUCAGCAGUAUUGUUUAGUCAGAAAUGCUACCAAUGAUAACCUAUUACUGAUUCUAGAUACCCAUUAAUAAUUCAAGAUAUUACUUAUUGCUUUAUAUUGGUGUUGACAUCUCGGCAUUAUGUUGUCCCAACACUGCUAUGCCAGGUCGUGAGAACAGAGACCAUAUGACAGACGGUGUGUUACAUGUAUAUCGUCUCUGGUGAGAAGUGCUCUGCUUACAGAAUCAGGGGCAGGUAACUCCGGGCCUUCAGGAAAGAUCCUGACAUUCAGACUUUGUUACUCACAACGCAUGUCUUCCAUUAAAACAUGUGGGAAAGUUUCCACUUUCAUUUGCAUGCUAUCAUGAUUAUAUACACCUGGAAAUUAAUUAAGCAUCCCCUGGUUUUUUUGCCAUGUGUGUCUAACAACAUGGUAUCACUCACACCAAGUCUAAAAUAUGAUGGAAAAAUAUACGCCAUGUUGAAGAUGAGACUCCCGACUAGCGAAAACACAGAGAAUGUUGACAAUGGUCAUUGUUUUAAUUAUGGGCAUGACACAGUGCCAGCAGUACUGUAAAUGAGACAGAAUGGGAACCAUAGUAACUAGGGAUUGGGAAAGUUGACUUUAGAUUGCAAAGUGGUUUAGGGCGCUGUAAAGGGAGACUAGUCAGAAUCAGUUGACUGUCUCCUACGUUUAAUUCAAGCUACAACUUUCAUUAUUUAUGAAUUCAUGUGCCUUUGUUAUGAAUAAUGUUAGGGGAGAAUAAUGUUAAGGGAGAAUAAGGUUAAGGGAGAAUAAUGUUAAGGGAGAAUAAUGUUAAGGGAGAAUAAUGUUAGGGGAGAAUAAUGUUAAGGGAGAACAAGGUUAAGGGAGAAUAAUGUUAAGGGAGAAUAAUGUUAAGGGAGAAUAAUGUUAAGGGAGAAUAAUGUUAAGGGAGAAUAAUGUUAAGGGAGAACAAGGUUAAGGGAGAAUAAUGUUAAGGGAGAAUAAUGUUAAGGGAGAAUAAUGUUAAGGGAGAACAAGGUUAAGGGAGAUUAAUGUUAAGGGAGAAAAAGGGUUAAGGGAGAACAAGGUUAAGGGAGAAUAAUGUUAAGGGAGAAUAAUGUUAAGGGAGAACAAGGUUAAGGGAGAUUAAUGUUAAGGGAGAACAAGGUUAAGGGAGAUUAAUGUUAAGGGAGAACAAGGUUAAGGGAGAUUAAUGUUAAGGGAGAACAAGGUUAAGGGAGAUUAAUGUUAAGGGAGAAUAAUGUUAAGGGAGAAUAAUGUUAAGGGAGAACAAGGUUAAGGGAGAAUAAUGUUAAGGAAGAAUAAUGUUAAGGGAGAAUAAUGUUAAGGGAGAAUAAUGUUAAGGGAGAACAAGGUUAAGGGAGAUUAAUGUUAAGGGAGAUUAAUGUUAAGGGAGAAUAAUGUUAAGGGAGAACAAGGUUAAGGGAGAUUAAUGUUAAGGGAGAAUAAUGUUAAGGGAGAACAAGGUUAAGGGAGAUUAAUGUUAAGGGAGAACAAGGUUAAGGGAGAAUAAUGUUAAGGGAGAAUAAUGUUAAGGGAGAACAAGGUUAAGGGAGAAUAAUGUUAAGGGAGAACAAGGUUAAGGGAGAAUAAUGUUAAGGGAGAAUAAUGUUAAGGGAGAACAAUGUUAAGGAAGAUCAAUGUUAAGGGAGAAUAAUGUUAAGGGAGAAUAAUGUUAAGGGAGAAUAAUGUUAAGGGAGAACAAGGUUAAGGGAGAAUAAUGUUAAGGGAGAAUAAUGUUAAGGGAGAUUAAUGUUAAGGGAGAAUAAUGUUAAGGGAGAACAAUGUUAAGGGAGAAUAAUGUUAGGGGAGAAUAAUGUUAAGGGAGAUUAAUGUUAAGGGAGAAUAAUGUUAAGGGAGAUUAAUGUUAAGGGAGAAUAAUGUUAAGGGAGAAUAAUGUUAGGGGAGAAUAAUGUUAAGGGAGAAUAAUGUUAAGGGAGAACAAGGUUAAGGGAGAAUAAUGUUAAGGAAGAAUAAUGUUAAGGGAGAAUAAUGUUAAGGGAGAUUAAUGUUAAGGGAGAUUAAUGUUAAGGGAGAACAAGGUUAAGGGAGAACAAGGUUAAGGGAGAUUAAUGUUAAGGAAGAAUAAUGUUAAGGGAGAACAAGGUUAAGGGAGAUUAAUGUUAAGGGAGAAUAAUGUUAAGGGAGAACAAUGUUAAGGGAGAUUAAUGUUAAGGGAGAAUAAUGUUAAGGGAGAUUAAUGUUAAGGGAGAACAAGGUUAAGGGAGAACAAGGUUAAGGGAGAUUAAUGUUAAGGAAGAAUAAUGUUAAGGGAGAACAAGGUUAAGGGAGAUUAAUGUUAAGGGAGAACAAGGUUAAGGGAGAUUAAUGUUAAGGGAGAACAAGGUUAAGGGAGAUUAAUGUUAAGGGAGAAUAAUGUUAAGGGAGAAUAAUGUUAAGGGAGAACAAGGUUAAGGGAGAACAAGGUUAAGGAAGAACAAUGUUAAGGGAGAACAAUGUUAAGGGAGAAUAAUGUUAAGGGAGAAUAAUGUUAAGGGAGAAUAAUGUUAAGGAAGAAUAAUGUUAAGGGAGAAUAAUGUUAAGGAAGAAUAAUGUUAGGGGAGAAUAAUGUUAAGGGAGAAUAAUGUUAAGGGAGAUUAAUGUUAAGGGAGAAUAAUGUUAAGGGAGAAUAAUGUUAAGGGAGAACAAGGUUAAGGGAGAUUAAUGUUAAGGGAGAAUAAUGUUAAGGGAGAACAAGGUUAAGGGAGAAUAAUGUUAAGGGAGAACAAUGUUAAGGGAGAAUAAUGUUAAGGGAGAACAAGGUUAAGGGAGAUUAAUGUUAAGGGAGAAUAAUGUUAAGGGAGACUAAUGUUAAGGGAGAACAAGGUUAAGGGAGAACAAGGUUAAGGAAGAACAAUGUUAAGGGAGAAUAAUGUUAAGGGAGAAUAAUGUUAAGGGAGAAUAAUGUUAAGGAAGAAUAAUGUUAAGGGAGAAUAAUGUUAAGGAAGAAUAAUGUUAGGGGAGAAUAAUGUUAAGGGAGAUUAAUGUUAAGGGAGAAUAAUGUUAAGGGAGAAUAAUGUUAAGGGAGAACAAGGUUAAGGGAGAUUAAUGUUAAGGGAGAAUAAUGUUAAGGGAGAACAAGGUUAAGGGAGAAUAAUGUUAAGGGAGAAUAAUGUUAAGGGAGAACAAGGUUAAGGGAGAAUAAUGUUAAGGAAGAAUAAUGUUAAGGGAGAAUAAUGUUAAGGGAGAUUAAUGUUAAGGAAGAAUAAUGUUAAGGGAGAACAAGGUUAAGGGAGAUUAAUGUUAAGGGAGAAUAAUGUUAAGGGAGAACAAGGUUAAGGGAGAUUAAUGUUAAGGGAGAAUAAUGUUAAGGGAGAACAAGGUUAAGGGAGAACAAGGUUAAGGGAGAUUAAUGUUAAGGGAGAAUAAUGUUAAGGGAGAACAAGGUUAAGGGAGGUUAAUGUUAAGGGAGAACAAGGUUAAGGGAGAAUAAUGUUAAGGGAGAAUAAUGUUAAGGGAGAAUAAUGUUAAGGGAGAACAAGGUUAAGGGAGAUUAAUGUUAAGGGAGAAUAAUGUUAAGGGAGAACAAGGUUAAGGGAGAAUAAUGUUAAGGGAGAACAAGGUUAAGGGAGAAUAAUGUUAAGGGAGAUUAAUGUUAAGGGAGAAUAAUGUUAAGGGAGAACAAUGUUAAGGGAGAAUAAUGUUAAGGGAGAAUAAUGUUAGGGGAGAAUAAUGUUAGGGGAGAAUAAUGUUAGGGGAGAAUAAUGUUAAGGGAGAAUAAUGUUAGGGGAGAAUAAUGUUAGGGGAGAAUAAUGUUAAGGGAGAAUAAUGUUAGGGGAGAUUAAUGUUAAGCGAGAAUAAUGUUAGGGGAGAAUAAUGUUAAGGGAGAAUAAUGUUAAGGGAGAAUAAUGUUAAGGGAGAAUAAUGUUAGGGGAGAACAAGGUUCGUACCAAUCUGCAGUCCUAGAUCCAAGUCAUUUAAUUCUUGUGUGUGUUUGCUUAAAGUUUAUUAAGUGCAUUGAAACCCUGUUAAUCCAGACACUGAUUAACAGAUGUCUGGAUUAAUGAAUUCUUUCGGAAAGAGUUAUGCCACUUUGUAUGUAUAUAACCAGUAAAUGUCCUGAAAGGUGAGUUUCCAGAUUACAGAGGUAUCACUGUAACAGCAGUCUUACAGUUACCGUCAUUACACAUGGCAGUUUUAUCGCAGUUUGGAAAAAAAUAAUGAUUGUGGGUAAAACUCUGUACUCUGUCAAUGCUCCAUUAUUUAUUUAAGCAGAUUGUUUCAAGAAAGACUUCCACAAAGACUCGGUGGAAUUGAAAGUGACGGAGAAGGAAACAAUGUCGAAAAUAAGCAGUAUUUGAUUGAGAAGUUGUGUAUGCAUGCAUCAUCAUCAUCAUCAUCAUCAUCAUCAUUGCCCUCCUCCUCUGUGCAGAGUUGUGUCCCUUGGGCUUGCUUGAAACAUGAUCUUGGGUUCAAAUCCUGGUUCGCCCUGAUUAUGUUUCCAGGUUUGUCAGCACCACGUUGCUUGUUGGUUCAACAAAGUUGUAAUUAAACAUCUGAGACCUGCAUCACUUCGGGCUUUCCUACCACAUUAAGCUGACACUCACUCAUUCAUUCGCAGGCUCGCUCGCUCACUCACUCACUCACUCACUCACUCACUCACUCACUCACUCACUCCCACACUCACUCACUCACUCACUCCCACACCCACCCACCCACCCACUCACCCACUCACUCCCUCACUCACUCACCAUCCUCCUCAUCAUAUCCCUGUGUUGACCCAUGUUACUGUAUCAAUGCUCUUUUAUUUAGUACAUAUUACACAAUUAGUGUGACACAAUCCUAUAUGGCAAUGGGAUCUCUUAUUCAGCACAUUUAUACAGCUUACAAAUAUUACACCUAGUUAUUCAAGAUUUGCAGAUGUAUAUUUAUUAAGUCUUCUUCAGAUGUUGGAUUUCUAUCAAGUUUUAUGAUGACUAGAUGUGGCAUUUUCAGUGCCUCUGCAAUACACUGUACAUUAUAAAUUCAAUCCUUUAACUGGCAAUCCAUUUAUUAAUUUUAUCCAAAGCUGGAUUAAAUUAGAUUUCCGUUUCUUGUGGGGUCAGAUGAUAUUCCAGUUGAUAUUCCUCAAAAACAAACAUUGACCCAAAAGUGGAAUCAAAUUCUUCGACCGAGUCCGUCGAACACUGUCCCCAUUAGACUUCUCAGCUGCCUCAUGACUCACCCAGCAUUGUUUUUAUCUGGCUUUCAUGUCCUGCAAUCAGCAUUACUGCAGGUGACACCCUCGUUCCUCCUUUACUCUCUGCACUGUUAUUUUCUCACAGGCGAUAGGGUAGCCUAGUGGUUCAAGUGUUCGCUCGUCACGCUGAAAACCUGGGUUCGAUUCCCCACAUUCGUACAAUGUGUGAAGCCCAUUUCUGGUUUCCCCUGUUGUGAUGUUGCUGUAAUAUUGCUAAAAGCAUACUCGAUCAAUAUUUCGUCAUAUUUAUAUAAGGGGAGACAACCCCGUCACAUCUCUGUGUGUUUUUAUGAUACGCAAUUUUUAACUGUUGUUGCACGUGUGGUGUAUAAACUGACUCAAGUCUGGUGUAUGAAAGGUGUGAGAAUACAGGAAUAAAGAUUGUGAAGAAGA